AUGAAGUCCUCUCUUUACGACCGCCUGCUGCAGCGGGAACUGGGUAACCGCCGGCCAUAUGCAGGGAUAUCCGGGAUAUAUGGGGAUAAAGUCUGGGUUGAUGAUAUGGACAUUCGGAACUGCCUCCCCAAUAGUUGGUCGACAUCUGGGCAAUUUCUUGCCUCGGGAUCUGACGAUCAGCAUGUUAAUAUCUAUUCGUACCAGCCGGAACAUACCACGUCCCCGGUCUUCCUCAAUACGACGAUUUUCACCGGUCACUCUGCGAAUAUAUUCUCUGUCAAGUUUAUGCCACACUCGAAUGACCGGACACUGAUUUCUUGCGCGGGCGACUCAGAGGUUCGAGUAUUUGAUAUCGAGCAUUCCGGACGGUCCGCCAACACGGCGAUAUCGUCGUCGCGGAGCCGUAGAUUCAACAAUUUCUUCAACGGAAUGUGGUAUUUGACGGAUGGAAAUACAAACUGCAGAGUUUACAGAUCGCAUGCGGACCGGGUCAAGCGUAUAGUGACCGAAUCAUCUCCAUACCUGUUCCUUACGUGCUCUGAAGAUGGCGAAGUCCGGCAGUGGGAUCUACGGCAGCCUUCUUCUGCUUACCCGUCUCCUCGGGGCGGACAGGGGUUCAUGGCGUAUAGACCGGGUUUACAUCACGAUGAUUCCAACGUACCACCUCCGUUGAUUUCGUACAAAAAGUACCAUAUCGAUUUGAACACCAUUUCCUGUGCUGCGACUCAGCCACAUUACAUCGCUCUUGGUGGCGCCCACCUCCAUUGUUUCCUACAUGACCGACGUAUGCUGGGAAGGGACCUAAUGGAUGAAAGAGGACAAAUGGGGAGUCCAUCUAAUACUUUUCACGACGAUGAAGCCAUGGGAAACGCGACAAGGUGUGUUCGAAGGUUCGCUCCGAAUGGGCAAAAGAAAAUGAGAAGCCGUGACAACGGACAUAUCACUGCGUGUAAAAUCAGCAAUGCGAACCCAAACGAGAUGAUCGUGAGCUGGUCCGGCGACCAUAUCUACAGCUUCGAUCUUGUUCACAGCCCAGACGCUCGAGAUGAAACUGGAAACAAAGAUUCGAGUCAACAAGAAGGCUCGAGAUCUGGCCGAGCGAAGAAAGAUAAGAAUCGAAAAAGGAAGCGUGGAAAGGCGACGUCGGCAACCUCCAUAGCCAGCAGUAUCCGCCAUCAAUCACGGCGCAGAUCCGAGGAGAGGCAUGAAGAGGGAGACGUGUCGUUCAGAGUCAGAUACAACAACGGCGAGUCCGAAGAUAUCCCCUUCGACUCGAUCACUGGCCCGGCUACGGCCGAUACUCCGGAACGAUUGUUGGAGGCUGCAAGGGACUCUGUCUUAAACGAAGCGCAAAAGCUCAGCCUCCGCAUUGCAAAAGGCCUUGUUGAAAUUCGAAAACUGCUAUUCUCUGUCGAACUCUCCGCAAGAGAAGAGGCUGCAGAGAUUUCAUCAACCUCCGAACCAACGCCCUAUACAGCUUCGUUUACAUCGGUGAUUGGAUAUGCUGCAACGUAUCUUCCAGAGAUGGAUGAAGUGAUUAGGACUUGGGGAUAUCCUUUGAGUCCGUCUCAUGAUGAUGUCCUAUUUCAGCAAGCAUUGCGUCGGAAUCGUGAAUCGUCUAGAAGAUUUGUACAGGCUUCCGGAACCCUAGCCAGAGUGCUAGGGGGCCGAUUACAAACGGCAACCGGAGGGGAAAGUCCACAGUUGGCAUUGUUUCGGCAAAUCGUCCCUGCGCCCACGGAAGAUGGAAUGAUUGAUCCCUCGUCGCAGUUUGGAUAUGACUUCCUGAAGGCUAUCCUACUGUGGCUUGAAGGAGGCCGCCAUGCAGUAGUGGACAGCUUCAAACGGAGUGCCGGCCGUCGGCGCGAUGCCGGCAGGUUUCCGUUGUUGGACUGCGAUGGGGAUGAGGCUAUCGAAGACACUUUGAUUCCGUACUUCCGUGAGCUGGCCAGUGCUGACCCAAUCGUGAACGUCGACGCUUCGAGAUUUGAGCAUGAUGAAUCGCGCAUCUUGUUCCAGUCUCAAACGGAUGCUGUUGAGGCAUUUGCAAAAGCUAUCAAAAUCCCACUCGAAGACCUUGGGGACGCAGCUGCCACUCGUGAACCUGAAAGUCAAAAUGCUUCGCAAACUGAGGGGAUCCGAGCUCUUGAUAAGAAAGCAGCCGUUAGGUUCUGGGGACUGAAGGUCGGGAGAGGUCUCCUGAUGGAAGUUGGUGAGGGUGUGAAUUUUGAGUUCGUUAAUCGCUGUUUUGGUGGCUUACGAACUGUUAUCGAAGAUGAUGGUGAGGACGAUGGGAGAGAGAGGGUACAAGAGGAUAUCGACCCAGAGGCCGAGGAGGCACCGAUCUCAGAGGUCCGAUUGGUACCAACUCGUCAUCCUUAUCGACAUUCAGUUCUCGGUGGUUGGAGUGAUGCCGACGACGCUAGCGAUGGCGAGUUUGAAAAUGACUCGGAAGAUUCCGAAGGAUCGGAAGAAGACGACGAUGACGAUGAGGAUGAUGAGGAUGACGAGGAAGAAGAGGAUACUAACGAUGACAGUGAUGAAGAAGAGGGUCGGCUAUUUAUCCGCCAUGCGUCUGGUGGCCGACGACGAGGAGUAGAAAGCAACGUCCCGUGCUCCUCGCAUUUGAACGUUUACCGAGGACAUUGCAAUGUUAAAACAGUUAAGGAUGUGAACUACUUCGGAUUAAAUGAUGAAUAUGUUGUGAGUGGGAGCGAUUGUGGAAAUUUCUUUAUCUGGGAUCGAAAGACGUCGGAUUUGGUAAAUAUACUCUCCGGUGACAGCGAUACCGUGAAUGUCGUGCAAGGACAUCCAUACGAGCCAACUAUUGCUGUCUCUGGAAUCGACAAUACGAUCAAAAUAUUCUCUCCAGAUGCUCGAGCCCAGCAUGAUGCCAAAAUUGGGAUUAAUAUCGCCGACCCAGACGCCCCGGCAAAUAUAGUCAGCGGAAAUAACCCCGGAGUUAACCGAACUGAACGUAAUACAUUGGGGCUGAGGAGCCGGAAGCAAAUGCAAAAUAGCUAUCAAAUCAUGAGCCAAAACGAUGUGGAUCGACAGGGAGGAAUGAAUGAAGCUUUCAUCACGAGAAGCAUGCUGGCGCGGUUAGCCGCUUCGUUGAGGGAUAGGCGGGCCCUCGGUGUGAACAAUCCAAUUGAAGGUGAAGGGGGGACGAUUGUUCUGGAUGAGAAUUGUACUGUGAUGUAA
Messenger RNA from Uncinocarpus reesii 1704, 3204 nucleotides. RefSeq lists its product as uncharacterized. Gene Ontology annotation, cellular component: Cul4-RING E3 ubiquitin ligase complex; cytoplasm. Gene Ontology annotation, biological process: negative regulation of fatty acid biosynthetic process. The transcript is spliced from 5 exons. The record is from RefSeq and is a predicted model, not a curated record. Bases 1 to 3204 code for a protein of 1067 amino acids. Lineage: Eukaryota; Fungi; Ascomycota; Eurotiomycetes; Onygenales; Onygenaceae. Gene Ontology annotation, molecular function: protein binding.